GGAAAGCAUGCUUGUCUGUGCUGUUUCCACUAGAAAAACGCAAUACGUAUUCUUUUUUGACAAUGGCGAAUACUUUAUUGACAAUGAAGCCGAAACUCGCGAACCCCUACAAAAUGUGUUUGUUGCUCUUUUUAAACAGAACAAUAUAAAAGUCAUUUUGACUUCUACAACGAAGUUUCAGCUGGAAAGUUUGCGGCGUAUCUAUCACGUGUGUGAGCUGCAACCGCUAAAGCCGACAUAGACGACGGAGUUACUAAGAGCCGAAGCGCCGGAGGUGGACUACGGCGAAAACUGGGACCCUAUUGUCGAACUUAGUGAAAGGUUGACGCUUCUGAUUCUCAUGAUAACGUCCGAGCUUCGGAAUGAAGGGGCAUGUUGACGCCGAAGGACAUGGCGCAACUGCUAGCGGAAUACAGACUGAAGGUCCAUAGUCGAGAGUUUUAUCCGGGGAAAGACAGAGUUGCUGACGUUUACCGGCUGUUCAUCGAUCGCCUGAGCCCCGUGCUGCAGAGACGGUUCUCAGAAUUGGAUUUUAUUCCUGGCUCGUUUACAGCAGAAGAGGCCAGAUCGCUCCUCGAUUACCCGACUAAAGCGGUGGUGAAGGACCAAGUGCUGGUCCAUGAACUUAGGCGUCACUUCCUUACCUAUGACCCCGCGAAUAGGCGCUUCAAUAUACAGGGAAUCUUGCGGGAGUGUCUCAAAACGUUUUUUGCUUUGCGGCACAUUCCAGAAAGCCGCAAGCGUUUCUGCCAAACGUUCACCGAGGUAAUGACGAGCAUAUCUCGACGUUAUACGUCACAGGAGUAUGCGAGCGCCUUGGCGGACUUUGCGUUUGAGCAGCCGAACCUGCAGAAGCUGUUGCUGGAGAAACGUACACGACACAGGACACUUACACGUUCUUUAUUCGGAUGGCAACUGAGUCCACAGAGUUUAUUGAGCAAUAUCUCGCAGAUAAAGCAAUAA
This is a messenger RNA of Dreissena polymorpha, 963 nucleotides long. RefSeq lists its product as uncharacterized. The transcript is spliced from 4 exons. NCBI's taxonomy places the organism in Eukaryota, Metazoa, Mollusca, Bivalvia, Myida, Dreissenidae. The record is from RefSeq and is a predicted model, not a curated record. The coding region runs from base 373 to 963 and encodes 196 amino acids.